This is a messenger RNA of Erigeron canadensis, 639 nucleotides long. RefSeq lists its product as uncharacterized. NCBI's taxonomy places the organism in Eukaryota, Viridiplantae, Streptophyta, Magnoliopsida, Asterales, Asteraceae. The transcript has a single exon. Gene Ontology annotation, biological process: root development; shoot system development. Bases 1 to 639 code for a protein of 212 amino acids. The record is from RefSeq and is a predicted model, not a curated record.
AUGAAGCAAAUUCUUUACCAAGACAAACAUGACCAAGAAUGGGUUCAAAAGGUGUCGGAAUCAUCUUUAAAGAUGUUAGAUUCAUGUGGUACAAUUAAAGACAUACUAUGUCUAGUCAAGGGUCACAUUCAAGAACUCCAGUCCACAUUUCGCCGAGCCAGUCUCGGCGAAUCAGAGAGAAAACUCACAGCAUAUUGUUUUCAAAGAAAAGAAAUGAGAAAACAGAUGCUGAAGAGGCUAAACUCCCUUAAAAAGGUGAACACGUGCACUGGGGGUCUUGAUGAGACCCCAAUCGAUGAUAACCUCAUGGUUGUGGGUAAUGUGAUGAAACAAGUUAGAAAAACGGUUGUUAUAUUGUUGGAGUCAAUUAUGUUGCUCAUGUCCAUGCCUAAUCCUAGCCUUAAAACGACGAAGAAGGUGAUUAAUUGUAAUGGGGCUUUCGCGGCAAAGGUGAAGUUUACGAGGGUGAAUAGCUUAAGCCAAUGGGAGGAUUGUGAUGAUGUGCAAACAAUCCAAAGUGCAAUAGAGAGACUAGAAGCUGUGGAAAGUGCGAUGGAAGAUCUAGAAGUUGAAUUAGGGUGCAUUUUUAAGAGGUUGAUGAGGACAAGAGUUUUGUUGCUCAAUAUACUCACAAACUAG